AGCAAGUCAGCCGCAUCACAGACAUUGUACAUAAUGGAGUCCGAAAGCCACCUAUAAAUGAGGAAAUAUAAGCUGAGAAACCUCAAACUGCUUCAUCUUUUAAGCAUUUGAAACCUUUGUCUCUUUAAAAAGAAAAAUAUUUACACAAAAAAUGGCUUCUGGAGCAGCUAUCAAACGCUCCGAGUCCAUAGCUGAUAACAUGCCGGACGCCCUGAGGCAGAGCCGGUACCACAUGAAGAGGUGCUUCGCUAAGUACAUCGAGAAAGGAAGAAGGAUAAUAAAGCUUCACCAUUUGUUGAGUGAAAUGGAGACAGUCAUAGAUGACAAAGCUGAAAGAACCCAAGUUUUGGAGGGUGUUCUUGGCUAUAUAUUAUGUUCAACUCAGGAAGCUGUUGUUAUUCCUCCACAUGUUGUCUUUUCAAUAAGACCAAAUCCAGGAUAUUGGGAAUUUGUUAAGGUCAGCUCUGAGGACCUCUCGGUUGAGGGCAUCACUCUCAGAGACUUCUUGAAAUACAAAGAAACUUUAUAUGAUGAGAACUGGUCAAAUGAUGAAAAUGCACUGGAGGUAGAUUUUAGAGCAAUUGAUUUCUCUACUCCUCACUUAACUCUAUCUUCCUCGAUCGGAAAUGGAAUCAAUUAUGUUACCAAGUUCGCCACUUCAAAGCUAGCUGGAAAACUGGAGAAUGCACAACCCCUUGUGGAUUACUUACUUUCACUAAAUCAUCAGGGAGAACAACUUAUUCUAAAUGAGACCCUCAACACAGCUUCAAAGCUUCAGGCGACACUGAUUGUAACAGAAGUGUACCUCUCAGCGCUUCCUAAGGACACACCAUUCCAAAAUUUUGAACUAAGGUUUAAGGAGUGGGGCUUUGAGAAGGGUUGGGGAGACACUGCAGAAAGAACAAAGGAGACAAUGAGAAUACUUUCGGAAGUACUACAGGCUCCAGACCCGUUGAUCAUGGACAGAUUUUUCAGUAGGCUUCCCACAAUAUUCAAUGUUGUAAUAUUCUCUCCUCAUGGCUACUUUGGUCAAGCAGAUGUUCUUGGCUUGCCAGACACUGGUGGGCAGGUAGUUUACAUUCUUGAUCAAGUGAAAGCUUUGGAGGAAGAAUUGCUUGUGAGAAUUAAGCAACAAGGACUUACUGUGAAGCCUCAAAUUCUUGUGGUGACACGACUCAUACCAGAAGCAAGGGGAACUAAGUGCAACCAGGAGUUGGAACCAAUCAACGGCACAAAAUACUCUAAGAUUCUUAGGGUGCCAUUUAGGACAGAGAAGGGAAUCCUACGCCGUUGGGUUUCUCGUUUUGACAUCUAUCCCUAUCUUGAAUUGUUUACACAGGAUGCUACUGCCAAAAUCCUCGACCUGAUGGAAGGAAAGGCAGAUCUUAUUAUUGGAAACUACACAGAUGGGAAUUUGGUGGCGUCUCUCAUGGCUAAUAAACUUGGGAUAACUCAGGCAACUAUUGCUCAUGCAUUGGAGAAGACCAAGUACGAAGAUUCAGACAUCAACUGGAAGGAGUUAGAUCAUAAGUAUCACUUCUCAUGCCAAUUUCUUGCUGACACAAUAUCCAUGAAUGCUACAGAUUUUGUCAUUGCAAGCACAUACCAGGAAAUUGCAGGAAGCAAAGACAGACCGGGACAAUAUGAAAGCCACACGGCGUUUACGCUUCCGGGGCUCUGCAGAGUUGUUUCAGGCAUCAGUGUAUUUGAUCCCAAAUUCAACAUUGCCGCUCCUGGGGCUGAUCAGUCUGUCUAUUUCCCCUACGCAGAGAAGCAGAAACGGCUCACUUCAUUCCAUCCUGCCAUUGAAGAACUACUGUUUAGUAAAGAGGAUAACAAUGAACAUAUCGGAUUUCUAGAGGACAGAAAGAUACCUAUCAUCUUCUCAAUGGCAAGGCUGGACAUAGUUAAAAACAUUACUGGGUUGGUUGAGUGGUAUGGGAAGAACAAGAGGCUGAGAAAUUUGGUUAACCUUGUUGUAGUUGGGGGCUUCUUUGACCCUUCAAAAUCAAAAGACAGAGAAGAAAUUGCAGAAAUAAAAAAGAUGCAUACACUGAUAGAGAAGUACCAACUUAGGGGUCAGAUCAGAUGGAUAGCAGCACAAACUGAUAGGAACCGAAAUGGAGAGCUCUACCGUUGUAUUGCUGACACAAGGGGAGCUUUUGUGCAACCUGCUUUGUAUGAAGCUUUCGGCCUGACUGUCAUAGAGGCAAUGAACUGUGGAUUGCCCACCUUUGCAACCAACCAAGGAGGCCCGGCUGAAAUCAUUGUUGAUGGGAUCUCUGGUUUCCAUAUUGAUCCCAACAACGGUGAUGAAGCAAGCAACAAAAUCGCUGAUUUCUUCGAGAAGUCUAAGACUGAUGCUGCAUACUGGGACAGAUUUUCAAAAGCAGGCUUGCAGCGCAUAUACGAAUGCUACACUUGGAAGAUAUAUGCAAACAAGGUGUUGAACAUGGGGAGCACUUAUACUUUCUGGAGGCAGUUGAACACAGAGCAGAAACAGGCGAAGCAAAGAUACAUUCAUAUGUUCUUCAAUCUCCAAUAUAGAAACUUGGUGAAGAAUGUGCCUAUCCCAAGUGAUGAACCUGAACAACCAGUAGUGCCAAAGCCAACUGCCAAACCAAAGACCACAUUAAGCACAAGACGCUCACAGCCUCGAGUAUAAAGGUUGUUUGGAGCCUAAGUUGAGGUCAUAUAAAGGGAGCUUGAUUGAGGAUUGCCAUUUGAGCUUCCAACUGCAAUGCUACCUCUUCUGUUUCCUAAACAUCAAUUCCCUAUUAAUCAUUUGCAAAGAAGAACUGUUGUUGUGUAAACAUUGAAGCAUGAGAGUUUGUUUCUGUGCAAUAAAAUUAUACCAAAUUUACA
Molecule: messenger RNA, 2865 nt
Organism: Pyrus x bretschneideri (Chinese white pear)
Lineage: Eukaryota; Viridiplantae; Streptophyta; Magnoliopsida; Rosales; Rosaceae
Product: sucrose synthase 5-like
Exons: 15
Coding region: 152-2665 (837 amino acids)
Biological process (GO): sucrose metabolic process
Molecular function (GO): sucrose synthase activity
Source: RefSeq, a predicted model, not a curated record